Messenger RNA from Prorocentrum cordatum, 222 nucleotides. The record is from the annotation of a GenBank genome assembly. Lineage: Eukaryota; Dinophyceae; Prorocentrales; Prorocentraceae.
GCCAUUCUGAACAAGCACCUGGAACCCAUUAGAAGCGACAUCCAGGCCAUUAAGCAGCACAGCGCUACACAGGAAGAUCUCAACAACACUGUGGGCCCGUUGCGUGAGAACCUUGAGCAAUUGCAGGACGCGGUCACGAACGAUAUCGAAGACUUGCAAAUACGGGCUUCCAACAUGGAGAAUGCAAUCAACGAGAUGAAACAAGACAUGUUGAAUUUACAG